AUGCAUCCUUCUCUCCGACUGUCACCAGAGCGUUUUCCUGCUCCCCUGCGGGGUCGGGUUGAGGCAGCUGCCCAUCGUUCGCUGCCGGAUGUGGAGUUCCUUGUUGGCCAGAGCGCAAACGGCCAGCUGACGGAUCGUCAACAACGACAGCUGGUUGCGCUGUGGUACGAAUGUCUGAAUGCCCCUCCGGAAAUCCCGUCGACGUCCUACGAUAUCGAAUCCGACUCCUCGCGGAACACGUUGGAGUGCGCGAUCACUGCGCUAGAGGGCCUGUUUGUGGCCACAAGUGGGGAGAGCAGGAUGGUCGAGCGGGGAGCGAUCGCGGAGCUCUGGCAGCGUGCAUACGCAUGGCUACUAAUUAUUGACGGUCUUCAGGAUCAUCUCCCCACCGAACUACGGACGCGUAUGGUCCCCGCCCAGCAGGUCCUUUUCGUUGAAGGGCUAAUCAAGGCCGGUGGAAACGUUGCAAUCGCCGCAAUGAAUGCUAGUCCAAGACUGGUGUACCUUCUUGGACGUUGGUGGCAGGAAAUUGUGAUCGCCCGCGACGGUCCAAUCCUGGCAACUCUUACCGUCCAGCUGGGAAUCUUUGUUUCGAAAGACCGUUUUCGCCAACUCCUCGACAGUGUCGGCGGGCAAUACUCCAUCCUCGGCAACACGCUUGCAAAGCACCUCAGCCUCACAUUUUCCGCAGAUUUCCCCUAUCCUGAUGCCCAGCGUAUCAAGGAGGGCUUUUCCAUCAUCCGCAUCUUCAGCCACCACUUACAAACAAACACGCAUUUGCUAUUUGCGGUCUUAGAAUCCAGACCCCGCUUCGUCCCUGCCAUUACCCACAUGCUUCUUAUAUCAGCAACGACUCGGAUGCCUUCUGUCAAACCUGACGAUUGGUUUGAUCUAUUCUCCCUGCUGCUCGCCACGCUGUGCGAUUAUCCGGACGACCUGCCUCACAGUCUGGCACACAAACACCUCAAACACGCGCUAAAAGCCGGUCUUGUUGCAGCUGUCGCAUCUUUUACAAGCUCCAACAAUGUGGCUGCACCCCGAGAGCUUCGCAAUCAUAUUAUCGAGCAGUUAUUCAGAGCUGACAUGAUUCUCGGACGGAGCACUGUGUUUCAUUCGGUGCUUCCCCAUCUCAGGGUGGUGGCCGGAAACAUAGGGCAACUAAAAAUCAACAUGGGAGGGAACUUAUCGUCAGCCUGGCAGUCUUUCGACGACUUGCUGCGGCAACGAGACACAUUAUAUGACCGUUAUACGGAUGAUUGGGUCCAGCAGCUUCGGGCUUGUGCCCAUGUGACGUGUCAACGGCAGCUUACGCGGGCGGAGCUCAAGCAGUGUAGUGGGUGUAAAGCAGCCCUGUACUGCUCCUCCGCGUGUCAGAAAGCUGAUUGGAGACCUGUUCACAAACAAUACUGUUCCAGCUUGUCCCAAAUCCGGAGAGACACUGUCUCCCGCAUCGGGAAACGGAACCUCUCGUUUCAUCAUUACCUGGUCGCGGGCGAGUGCAAGCGGCACCGGGCCCAAAUUGCCCAGAUGCUCGCAGAGUUUGUUCUGCAAAACCGGCAGCCGGCGGCCAGCGCGCUCUGCGUGAUCUACAGCUUCACAGGCGGCCACUGUGUUCUCGGGACAAACUGGUCUACCGGCUCCGCCGACGCACUCGGCUUCCCCAUCGCGCCGGCAUACAUCCGGCCCGCGCAACGCUCCGCGGGCCGCACACACCUCCACAUCUUCUACUGUGGAGCGCUGAGGCGUGAUGGGGCUGGACACGGGAACAAGGUGCUAUAUGCCCAUGUGUUUCCCUUCCAUGUUUCCGAGCGCUGUGCGGCAGUGAUACGGCGGCUGGGGGACCGCUGCCGGACGCGAUAA
Messenger RNA from Mycena indigotica, 1860 nucleotides. RefSeq lists its product as uncharacterized. The transcript is spliced from 4 exons. Lineage: Eukaryota; Fungi; Basidiomycota; Agaricomycetes; Agaricales; Mycenaceae. The coding region runs from base 1 to 1860 and encodes 619 amino acids. The record is from RefSeq and is a predicted model, not a curated record.